AGGCUUCAAUCCCACCUUCUCGCCAGUGGAAUUUCAUCUCAGCUUCUGCACCUUCAGGGCAGACGAGUACAUAAAAUAAGUAAGUACCUCACAGUUUUCUCUUGAAUUUGACUUCACUACCUUUUCGUCUUACCAUUACCUUUCGCAUAUGUGACAGAGUGAUACUUGUUGUUGCGGCAGAUCGCUGGUAAAGCUUAAAUGUUAAGUUACAGUACGUUCUGGCCUCCGUGUCAUUUCUCCCCUGCUCAGCUGUAUGCCUACGUGGACUUAGCGAGCCAGUAGAACAAACUGUAUGCUAACAUGAGCUCGCUAGCUGGGGCUACAGUUGUACUUUUUAUGACUCUGUCACCGUUGGCUAAUUUCAAUAAAACAGACGUGACCGCAGUUAUUGAGAGUAGGAAAGAUACUCCAUGGCUUUACUGUUCAAUCCUCUGUUAGCUUAGAGUAACUAGCUGGCUAAGGUGCUGGCUGAAGUUCUUGACUCUGUGUGAGCAGAGCUACAUGUUAGCUGAGGAGCUACGUGUCACAGUCGUCAAAGUUUUUAGCGACUUUGCUAACAAGCUGCGGGUUUGAAUCCAGCACCAGUGACUUUGCAUCUAUACUUAGGGAACCCAUAAAGAGGGAAAACACAAUUUCCUCAUGUUCCUGCCCUCUUCAAAACGAUAGUUUGUCUCGAAUUCAGUGAAUUUAAGUGGUUGAAUAGCGUUAGCCAACAUGACGGGCAGCUAGACCUGACUGUAAUGUGUCGCUGGCAACUGUCAGCUAGUUAACUUGAUAUCGUUUUAGCUAGCACUCACGCUUCCCAGCGUUUUAAAUCCUUAAUCCGGGAUUUAGUUGUAACGCUAGCUCAUGUGGCUGCUAGCAUUAAGGGAGUUUAACUAGCUAGAUGAGCCUGUCACAUAAAACUUGAUAGCAUGAUGUCUGUUUCAUAGGAAUGACCACGUAGAUUAGAUGAUAUGAUUUUAAUGAUACUGAUUGAUAUAUCAUAUCGUGUAAUGUAGGCUAACGGUAGCCACAGCCCCUCGUUGUUGCCAUAGAAACAACCGAUGACCGUUUUACAAUAGACGUCAACAUUGCGCGAGGUUUGUUUGGCAGAUAGGGUUGAGCGUACAGUUGCGAGUUUAAUUCCGUAUCAUGUUGAUAUGAUACUGAUUUUGUCACAUUCGUUAGAGUAAUCUGUGGUUAGAGCUCGUCACAGGAAUGCAGGUAUCGGUCACCAGGUGAACGCACAGCUGAAUCAAUGACGUGGUAGUUUGAGCAAAACAACUGUAGCAUCACUGUUUUGUAAUGCUGCGUUCCUGUGACGUCACACCCGAGUUACCAGCGUUUCAGUUAACAAAAAAGCAAAAUCGGAGGCGGAAACAGGAGGGCUACAUCUACAAAAGUUAUAUUAGUGCUUGCCUUGUCCGAAUAUAAAGCAAACACUAAAAUAACUUUUCGUAGAUGUAGCCGUCUUGUUUCAGGCCUCCGAUUUUGCUUUUUUACCGAUUUUGCAACUGAAACGCCGAUAACUUGGGUUUUACGUCAUUUUCAGCUCCAACAUCUGACUUCUGAGGUGACUAGAACACAGCCUCAGUUACCAAGUCGGAAAAAAGCAAAAUUGUUGGCGGAAACAAGAUGGCUACAUCUAUGAAAGGUAUUUGUAGUUGUAGUUUGUAGUUAUUUGUUGUUUUGUAAAUGUAGCCAUCUUGUUUCAGGCCUCUGAUUUUGCUUUUUACCGACUUGGUAACUGAAACACUGGUAACUUGGGUAUGAUGUCAUUUUCACCUCCGACACCUGACUUCUGAGGUAGCUCUAACACAGCAUAAGUCCCACCUUUUAUAAUAUGCAAUGGAAAUUCUUCCUACAAACAGCCUCCUGCUAUUUCUGCAGACAUAAGUGACUGUCCUUAGCAGGAAUACGUCCACAGGGGUGGUAUUGGCCUCCUUGACAGAAGAUUGGCCACCCUGUGUGCCACUAGAGAAACCCUGACCUGUAUGUUUUAAUUAGAUUUUAGAUUGUGCUGAAACGAAUUUAAUUUGUUUUGUAAGGAUACAUCCUCACAGAUAUUUUUCAAUUUAAUUGAAUUUUGUCUCUCUGUCAAAAAAAAUCCUGUGCCAGAGCUUCAUUUGAAUAUUUCCCUGCUUCAACAGUACAGAAAUGGUUUAAUUGCCCACAUAAACAUACAAGAUCAGAAUGCUGCAAUAAUCUCUCCUCAAGUCAGAUGCAACAGAAGAACCUUGUGCGCAUACUUAAGUGUCCUCUUGAGUGAAUGGUAGUUGUUAACAGUCAAAUGGGUAAAUCAGAAAAAGAAUCGGGAUUCAUUUAUUUGGACAAAUGACAAUGGAGAGUUACUGUUCUGUGUCAGGCUUCCCUGACAAUAUGGUACAGAUAUAAACAAACUGGUGGCCUGUCAGUACAUAUUAACAACUUGGGGUAAUAAAGUAUGUAAUAAACACAGUGACUUCACACCUUGUAUGAUGAUCCUCACAAAUAAAAUCAGAGUUUGAAAACUCUUCACCAUGGAAAGCAAUUUACAAAACCUCUGUUUUCAGUGAUCUAAAGAGAGGCAGGGAAGAAGGCUGGGGAUGUGAGGCCAAAAUGCUACAAAAAAAAAAAUAAUAAUAAUAAUAAUAAUCUGUCCUCACAAAGUAUCUACGUUUGUGUGGAUGGGGCCUAUUCUCUUUUGUUCAUCAUAUUGUAGAAAAGUAUUUCACGUCUGUUUCAUCAUACAGGUUUUUAGGAGCAGAGUGACUGUACUAAAAUGUUGCCUGUAAAUGAAUUAUUGGUUCAACAAGCAGUAUUUUAAUGCCUAUUUCAAAGCAGUUGACAGUAUGGACAAACAUCUUGGGUUCUUACUUUUUAAAGUUAAAAAGAUUGCACAUAGAAGGUAAUGUCUGUACAAUUGUUUAAUUUUAGCAGGGAAUCUAUUUAUGAAUGCAAAGACUGAAACACUAAAUAUAUUCAUAUUAUUAAUAUAAAAGUGCUCCUAUUGGGGCCCUCUUUAAAAAAGUCUAGGCACGCCCCUGGUGAUUGGUUGUUCAAAAAGAAGAGGUGACCAGAUUUGUUGUAUGCUACAACACUACCGUUAAAUAGGAGCUUUUGAGUCACUACCUGAAAUAUUAAUAUUGUGUGUGUAUAUAUAACAAAUGGACCAAUCUGAUCAUAUUCUCUUCAUUCAUCUCAAUAGCCUGUUAAUAUCAUAGUGGAAGAAGGCUACAAGGAAUGCAAACCAAAGUAGUGUGAAUGUCUGGAAUGACACACCAUGUCAUAUCAUACAUGCUUUAAUAAUCAGACCCUUUUUAAAUACAAAACAUUCACUGUGUAGUUCUGCCAGCUCUUGCGUGAAUGUGCAACAAACUGUGCACCUGGUCCCCCCGCAGCAGCUUCAUCAAUUGCCAGCUCUGUCCUUGUGACCGACAACCAGGCAUGGUGCAAUUACAGAAACCAGAUGUUUGUCAAGGGAGGCUGCGCUCCAGUGGUACUUAUACUUGACUUGUCCAGAAGUGGGCUUCUUUGCAUAAACUUUAUCUGAAUACUUCUCGGUUUCUGGACGGUUUCAGUUUUCGACCACGACAGUAGAGCUGUCGCAAAUGGCGUCCCUCAAACCAUAACUAUCAAGAAUCAAAUGUUGCCAAACCUAAUGUAUAUUUGAAAUGAAUGUCUGGGUUUAUUAUGAAAUGGUAUCUUAAAACCAUUACACAUACAGUUUUUCAAUGACCCUGGUACUGUCGUCUUACUCAGCAGAAUUUUUCAAAGUUAUUCCCCUGAAAUAUUAAAUGAUAAAAACCAUUCUCUGAAAUGUAAACCAUGCUUUAUUUCUGAUCCAGCUGGUCUGUCUUGUCUGUGGUCUCUAGGCAAAAGCUGGCAGGCUGACGGGAACUUGCAUCUUUACAGGACGGAUUAUCUGGUAACUGACCAUUUAGCUGGUAAGUUCUGACAACUAUUAGCAUUGUGAGUGGUGACACUAAUACCAUCUUAAGUAAUUAGCGGCAUACUGUUUUAUCCACACACACACUACAGCUUGGAAAUUGGCUUUGUAUAGUUGAAGUGUGAUUAGGACUUGGGAGUAAGAAUCUGCUGCACUUUUGCUUUAUUUUAGCAAGUCUGUGAAGAUGUUUUUAACCUUCAGCCCAAGUUGGUCUCCUUUUCUUCUAGAUUCUGGCCAAAGGGAGGGCAUCAGAUUUCUGAUGCAUGCUUAGAAGAAUAGGUAUUAUGAUUUAAAAAAAUAAAAAAUAAAACGUGGGAUUUCUGUAUGGUUACUCUUUCACUUUAUAUAGUUCAAGUAAAAUGUUUUCACUAAGACUUGUUGAUCCUUUAUUACUUUUUCCAAGGUAGUUCACUGUCCUCCUACUUUGACUAUGUUUUUAUUUAAGGCAACGCAAUAAAGGAAUUAAUUGACAUUUUCUAACCUGCUUUGAAAUUUAAAGCUUGGAAAAACAACAACAAAAACCCCCCUUAGUUAUACACUGUGAAACGACAGUUCAUUUCUAUUUAUUUAGAGGUGAAACUGGCUUUUGAAACGUGCACUGUGACCUGUUAAGUAAGUUUUAUAAUGGGAACAUGUAGUCUAGUGUGUUUGGCCUUGGUGUGUGGCUCUGUUUUCCCAGAUCUGGCCUGACAUGUGAUCAUUCAAAAAUAUGUGCAAAUUAGAAACUGCCUUCCUCCAAAGUUGCUUUUUUUUAGCUCCAAAUUUACCCACAGCCAAAUGAUGAAGUCUGACAAAAAAGUGCAAUUCUUAAUCAAAAUGUAUCCCUGUGACACAAAAAACAAAGCUCAAUGAUGCUUGUGUAUACAAAUGUUUAAACGAAUGUUAUAUGUACACUGGCAAUAGAAUCUGCAAACAGUAACCAGUGCAGAGCAGCCUUAAGUUUCUGAAGCCUGACAAGGAAGAGGCCACUGAAGGGGUGCUUUACAAUGUACAGAGGAGAAACAGCCAACUACUGACAACCACCACCUUCAAACUUAUGUGAAAGCCCUGCUGUUGUCUGCUGUAUAAAGAAAUUCCGAGCAUCAAGCAGCUCUGUGUGAGAUCUGGGGCUUUCUUUUCAGGUUUUCAGAUGAAUUUCAGGCAUGCUUGGGGGCAAAAUCCACCCGAAAACUCUUCACAUUCCUCUGCUCUCGUUGGCCAGAAUUGAGGUUUAUCUGCCAGCCUGAAAAGCAGAGCAGUGGCUGCUGAUAUAUCGAGUUUCACUGAUUUAUGCAGCACUUUCACAUUUAUGUAACACAAAUUAUAAUGUCUGUUGUGUCUCCUUUUAGAAAUGCCACAGGUGAGAGUAUUGGCUCUGGUUUCUUCCUUAGAGAGUCUUAUCCCUGUUAAAGGUCCGAUACAGGCCAUCUGAGUUUUAUGUUGGUGGAUUUUUGCUUUAAUCCUCUCCAACAUGGACAUACAGAGGGGUCAGUGGAGAAAAAUCCUCUUAACCUUAGAGCACACUCACUUAGAAACGCUCCAUGGCAGAGCACUGGCCAAAGAGAGUCAAACAGAAGUCAAACUGGUUUCCUCUACAGAGACAAAAUGUACUGUAACUGCAGCCCUGCCCACACCAGUGUUUUCUCAGUGGUUUCAAGAAUUAUCUCUGUACUCACCACUCAAAGUCACAGCACACAUUAACACAGUGUGAUUAUCUUGGAGACACAUGGCUUCUUUUGAUAAAGGUAGAUUAGAUAAUGGUCAAAAUCCCAAAGUCCACCUUUGAUAAUCUUUUAUACCCAAGCAUGUGACUCUACUUUUCAAACAAGAGGCACCUUUUAUCUGUGUUUUAACUAUCAUAACAAGUGAGUGUAUCUAGAUGUCUUUAUUUUUCUAAUGCAUAAUAAUGCACAGAUGCAGUACUACAGCUUAAACGUGUUAAUAACACAUUUGUUUCUGUUAAAGCUCAUAUUUGAUUUCUUACUGACUACUACAUUUGAAAACUGCCUUAUGACUUGAGUAUCAAUAGACUUUCAUAACCCCAAUAUUUUGCAUUUAAUAAGAAAUGAAAAGAAACAGAUUACCCACAGGACUCUGGAAAUAAUGAGGAACACAAAAGAAACUUGUCUCAUUGUAAUGCCAAUUGAAAGUUACCCAAAACAUGACACAUUUGUGACAAGAGGAUUAAGCCACCAAUGAUGAGAGCUGUGGUUUGGGUCGACACUUGUGAAAACUCUCCUCAUCUGUUUAAACGGGUGUGUGUGGGUUUGGUUCGUCACAUUUGACAUGUUCAUGAUGUGAACAAACAACCUCACAGCUGCCUUGGAUCAUAAAUCAAAUUUGGUGUAAUUUCCUGACACAGCCCUUUCAACUCCAGGCAAACGAGAAUGACAAAGACAAAUGCACAAAUAUAGAACCCUCCUUCCUGUACGCCUGAAACUGCUCCACUGUCAGAGGAUAAUAUGGGUGUAGGAUUUCUUCACUAAUUAAGGAAAAGGAACCUUUAAUUCACUGUGCUAACUGUGCUUAAUAAAUAUGAACUUUUCUUUCAGUGGCACACUCGGACUCUGUGUUAACGUGGGAUUUUAACCAUGAGCUCAGUCGCUGUACUUACGCAGGAAAGCUUCAAUGAGCACCGCAAUGGGCUCAUGCCAGAGCAGAGUGGUGGUGAGUAUUUGACUUUUUCAAAAUGGACUUUGAAUAUUGUUCUGAUCAAUUAUCUGAGAGACUCAAAUGUUUUCAUGUUUUAGCUGCUGGUGAUGCAGUAACCACUGCUGGAGAGGAGGAGGAUGCCCUUCCUACCUACAAGGAUGCCUUCCCACCUCUGCCCGAAAAGGCGGCCUCACCUGAGGGAACCCAGGAAACUGCUAACGCCUGGACCAAGAUCCGUCCACUCAAGUCAUCUGUUAUUACCCAGGUGGAGCAUUGCUUAGGUUCUCUCUUUGUGUGUGCACUUUAAAAUGAUGACCACAAUUAUUUUAUUCAACAUGAAAUUCAGGAUUAUUAAUCACAAUUAUCAAUUAACAUGAUGGAUUAAUUGUUUAUUCUAACAAAAAGUAAAAGGUCUCAGUGCCCCAAGGCUUCCUUGGGACAAAAUAACCAGCAUUUUUGACCCACUCUGGCCCCGAAGAUUUAUGUAAAUACAGUACUGACUCGUAUCAGAGAUUUACUUCUGUCAGAACUCUGACUUAGUUUUGAUGGUAAUGCAGUUGAAUCUGCUCGUAUUUGUCAUACUUUCAGAGUGUGGCAGACUUUUAAAGGUUAAUUAUUUGAAUUUGCACACAUUUUAUCCCAUUGGAUUAGCAUAUAAAACCCAUGUAUUUGGAACGCUUUUGCUUUUGUCUAUAUUACAGGGAAUCUUAGGUUCAUGUACAUUAACAUUUGAUAAUGAUGCAGAUCUACAAGUCGAUAAUUAUUUAAUGCUACAGUUUUACUCUUCGUGCUCACUCUGUCCCUCUGCUUUACUAACACACACCUGACCCACCAGCCCUCCGCCUGCAGAUGUUAGUUUUUUUUUCUUUUUUUUUGCACUCUGUCAUAACCUGGCUCUGUGGCCAUGACAAAAGGACGGGAGGAGUGCAAAUUAACAAAAGUAAAUUAAUUUAUUUACAAUUCAAAAUAAAGGAAGGGAACAAAAACGACAGAUAUGAGGGGUGUUAGUCUGUAAUAUCAGUAGCGUGUAUGUGGCUGUGUGAGAAUGAUGUGGUACGAGGUGUUGAGAAGUGCACUAACAAAACUAACUAAAGAAAAUGUGCAUGGUGAUCUGCAGGCAGCCGAGCAGAGCAGAGCAGAACGGUGAGCGGCAGGGCAGACAGCCAGGCAGGGAGAGCAAGCGAAAGGACAGGCCACAGGAAGCUAAUAUGUAGGUGGUGGAGCAGCAGGCCCAGGUGCUCCACAUCAGAGCAGAUUUCAAUCAGCCACCUCAAAAGAGAACAGAUAGAUAUGUCACAUCUCCAGUUAAGACAUCCACACAGGGGCCGUCACAAGAUCAUUGCGACACACUUUGUCAACAACAAGCCUCGUCAACAUGUAAAUCACCUGUUGUCAUACUGGAAUCGCUAGUUAAACUUGUUAACAAGUUAAACUUGGUAAAAUGCAAGUUGUGUCACUGCCUCGACUUUAUAAAAUGUGUCACUAAUGAAUGUUGUCAACAGUGUAGAGUCAUACAGGUUUAGAGAAAAGGAGAGGCAGGAUGGAAGAAGCUGCUGUGUGAGAGGUGCAGGCUGUGUGUGGAGAGGAAAACCAAAAAGAAACAAGUUGGAAGAAUUAAUAUUUAUCAGCUGGAAAAUAUAUCAAGAAAACAACAUUUGAUCUAAUGUAAAUUCAAUAGGGUAAUGUGUUCCUUUAAAUCCUGUUUUGAAUCAAAGACUACAUCAACUUUCUGUGGGUGGAACGCAUGUUUUGAAAGUCAGUAAUCGUUGUCAGUUAUGUGUCUUUGAUAGUGGUAGGCUUAAAAUCAUAAUCUCAAUCAAACUAGGUUGAAUUUAUGUGCCCUGGCUACCACACCUAUAAUUUAAUGGCUAUUCAAUACACACUUUCUUCUUACAUCCCACAGGAUUUCUUUCACCGUCGCCCAAAUAAUGCCUCUUAGCCUUUCUUAAUAAAGGCUUAGUCCAGAUAUCUGGACUUCACUGGUCUUACAGACUUGCUGACUUUGCAGACUUGUUCUCUGAGUGCUGAGGACUGUCCAAAUCUGCUGUUUACCCAGUCCACAUGGGGCCUGAAGAAGCAGACUCAAUGCAGACUUCCAGAGAGUGUGCUCUGGGUGCAGAUUUAACUUGGACUGAACUGCAUUAGAGAGAGAAAUAUGAUAUUGCAAUUUUUCUAAAUCCCCUGCUAAAAAAAGUAGAUGAAUGAAUAAACAGAUACUUACUUAGUUGAAAUACUGCUGAAAUCUUAAGGGCCAUACAAUCUAUAUUACCACAACGCAAUGCAAAAGGACAGGUUUGGGAGUAAGGCUGUAGAGGUAUAUAAAUGUACUUUAUCAUUACAAAGUGUGUGUGUGUGGGCUGGGGGGCUUUGUCCCCAAGUUCAGAUGAUUCAACCCAUAUUUAGAGGUGAAGAAAUCCAGUGUGUUUCAUGUGUCCCACUGUAGUUUACCAGAGCCCACUGUGUCUGUUAAACACGAUUGCUGGUGAUUAGGGCCUCACAGGUGUUUUUAAUGGAUCUGGCUGAUUAUGUGUAAUUAUUAAUGAAUUAUGUGUAGUUACCAUGCAAAGAUAAAAUCUACAAGUACAAGUCGACCUGCCAACACAAGUUUAAAAAACGGGCUAAUCUGACAAAAAUAACUAAAACCAGCUAAACUGGUUUUCUAAAAGAGGAGCUUAUUUUUGAAAACAAAAUGAACGAGCCAUUUUUAGUAAAUAAUGAGAUUUUACUUCUGAAAUGCUGUAAUGUUUUGCAGGUUUUUAUUAAGUUCUCUGUAGAAAUCAUUGGAUAACUUUUUCUCAACUGAAUUAACAACAGAACAGAAAUCCUGCUAAGAUUUGAACUCUUCAAUACUCCAAACUCCUUCAGUUGAAAGACAAUGACAAAGACAUUUUACAUUGAUUAGAGUUGCUGAGUGGAGUUUUUAACUGGUUGCGUAACAGGCUGGAAUCGAUAGUGAUGCCUCUUUAUGACCUUUAAAAGCCAAUGGGAUCAUUACCAACAAGGCUGAAUAUGUCCUGGUUGUCAUUUUUGAUGCCUCAUACUGCUGUCAGAUGGAUAGUGCCUGACGGUGACCAGAUAAUGGAAAACUUGCUGAAGAAACAGCCCUUUUAUUCAGUUUCUCUAUGGCCAAACUCACUGAGAGAAAGCUUUCACUUUUAACAGACACCAGGAUAGAGUAAUAGUCAGUUUGAAGUGGGUGGUGAUUUUUUCUUUACAAGAAAACCCUUUUUCUCUUUAUGACCAUUGUGAAGCGUUGUUGUUCUUGUUCACUUUUAUUGUCUCCAGUUUAAACUUAAAGGUAAUGCAGGAUUCAAAUUAAAUGACUGAGGUGCUGUCAGCUCAGUGGUUUAACCAUGCUCAAUUACUUUUCUGACUUUUGAAUUUGCCCACCUUCUGGUUCAGUCUUGUAAUUUUCACUGCACCACUGUCUGUAUUUUGUUGGAGAGCGUCACCCUUAGAUUUAACCCUCUAUGCUUUUGAGCCUGGUUUAGUCUUCUAAUGACUGACACAGAUUUAUCAAACAACUUUGCUCUGUUGAAGACAUACUGAGGCAGCAAGUGUUCAUCACACUUAUUUAACAACUUAAUUUGUUUUCAUGGACUAGGUUUUCCAUGUGCCGUUAGAGGAGCGCAAGUACAAGGACAUCAACCAGUUUGGGGAAGGAGAUCAAGCAAAGGUCUGUGUGGACAUCAUGCACAAGACCGGAGCCCACCUGGAGCUCUCCUUGGCUAAAGAUCAGGGUCUCUCCAUCAUGGUGUCUGGAAAGCUGGAUGCUGUGAUGAAGGCCCGCAAGGAGAUUGUGUCCCGACUGCAGACUCAGGUCAGAGGCUCUGAUGAUGCUAGAUUUAAAAGGAAAUCUAGGCUGUCGAUCAUGGUGCUAAUCGUACAUUUUGACUCGAACAGGCCUCCGCUACUGUUGCAAUCCCCAAGGAGCACCAUCGUUUUGUCAUAGGAAAGAAUGGGGAGAAGCUUCAGGAGCUGGAGCUUAAGACCGCCACAAAAAUCCAGAUCCCACGACCUGAUGACCCCAGCAACCAGAUCAAGAUCUCUGGUACUAAGGAGGGCCUGGAGAAAGCCAAGCAUGAGAUUCUGCUAAUCUCUGCUGAGCAGGUAACCUCAGGAAACCAGCCGCUUCAUAAAGAUAGUCUCCUAAUAUCACAGAACUAUAUCCCAAGUGUUUUUCUCUGCCUCUUCUUUUCUUGAAGGACAAACGUGCUGUUGAGAGGGUGAACAUAGACAAGGUAUAUCACCCCUUCAUCACCGGUGCCUACAACAAACUGGUAGGAGAGAUGAUGCAGGAGACCGGUGCCCGCAUUAAUGUCCCCCCUCCGAGUGUUAACAAGACAGAGAUUGUGAUCACCGGGGAGAAGGAGCAGGUGGCCCUUGCUGUGGCUAUGAUCAAGAAGGUUUUUGAAGACAAGGUAUGAAAAAUCACAACUGUUCGUAGCUUCAUCACUUCAAGCCAAUGUUUCAAGAAUUGUCAUCCCUUAUACUCUUUUUUUAUAUUGCAGAAAAAAAAUGCCACCACUAUUGCAGUGGAGGUGAAGAAGUCUCAACACAAGUAUGUGAUUGGCCCCAAGGGAAACACCCUGCAGGAGAUCCUGGAUAAGACUGGUGUGUCCGUUGAAAUCCCACCAUCUGACAGCAGCUCAGAAACUGUCAUCCUUCGUGGAGAGCCCGACCGUCUGGGUCAGGCUCUCACUGAAGUUUAUGCCAAGGUAAGGAGUUCUUCAAAAUCACUGAUGGUUGAUGAUGUUAACCUUUUUAAAUAAAAGAGCAGUAUGCUUUGACUCAAAGAGCCCUUUUUUCUCUGGCAGGCAAACAGCUACACUGUUUCCUCGGUCUCAGCUCCUUCUUGGCUUCAUCGUUUCAUUAUUGGCAAGAAGGGGCAGAACUUGGCCAAGAUAACUCAACAAAUGCCCAAGGUGAGUUAGACCAUGACUGUCUCAUCCGUAGCACUUAAAACACUCAUUUGGAGAUCACACUUUGUAAAUCCUUUUCUUGUUUUGUUCACACACAGGUGCACAUUGAGUUCACAGAGGGAGAAGAUAAAAUCACCCUGGAGGGUCCCACCAAAGAUGUGCAGAUGGUGCAGAGCCAGAUUGAAGCAAUUGUUACAGAUUUGGUGAGUGGUGAAUAACAAUUAUGUGUUUUCAGUAGACCCAACGCCUUUUAUAAUCGCACCUUUUAGUGUUACACUGAUAUGACAAUAAGGCCAAUAAAGUCCUUAAAGGUGUUCUAUCUUAUUUAUACCCAUUUUAAAAGGGUUUAGCUCUGACUCUACGCCCCUCCCUACACCUGUGCUUGACAUGUGUCUGAAGAAAUAGAACUUCAGAUCAGGGUGACACAUAGUGACCAGUAGAGAUUUAGCAACCAGAGAUGAGAGUCACCAAGUCAUCUCCAUGCCAUGUAUUUGUUCUGCUCAGUUACUGAACCAGGUGCCUUCACUACUGGGCUCACCUUCCUGGCUGCGCAUCGGAAGCAGAACAAAUACAUGGCAUGGAGAUGACUUGGUGACUCCACAAUUUCUAUCUAUUAGCUACACACGGAGGCCAACAAAUCAUAAGAGCUUGAAACAGAUGAGCGUAAGGCACAGAGUCCUGAGCAGUUUCGUUGCAAAGACACAAGCAGAUGAACCGAAGUUGAUGUGGUCUUUUGUGUAGAUUUGCAACCGAACUGCUCAGGAUACUGAUUUACACCAGCUCCUAUUUAGCUGCUGUGGGCAGAGAGGUGUACCAUGAGCAAGAUUAGAGGGUGAACUGUGUCUGCUGAGCUUAAACCUGAAGUUUUCUGUGUCAUGAAGCUGGCUCUCUUAGCCUGUCCAAAUCCUCUUGGUUACUCACUCCAAACCCAUAACCUGGUUGGGACCAGAUGAUGUCCUCCCUGGGAAAUAUGAAUCAUUGAUGAUGAAAUGAGAUUAGUUCAAUUGGCCUUGAUCAGAAGCUCUUUUUUUUUUUUUUUUUUUUAAUUAACGAUGGCUAGACCUUAAGGCUGGGCAAUAAACCGAAAAUUUAUCUAUACCGAACUUUACAGCAGUAACCAACGUCAUUUUGCCCAUGUCAAUAUAUUUGGUGUCAAAACAAUUAAAUAAAAAUAAGUUAGUUUUGGAUGUGUGUAGGUAGGCUAUGGUCUCAUGUCCCUUUUCAAGAUGCUGUCCUUAGUCAGAGACAUGACUCUACCCCAUCCAGUCCGUAACAAAGAGGCAAAGACAGGUGAGGAGAUGGAGGACGGUUCAAAAGUUGUUGUGGCAGCUGAAGUGGAUGAAGUUAAUGUGGGAGGGGGUGGGCAGCUUGUGGAGUACUUAUCGUCCGUUUAUCGUUAUUGAGGUGAACUGCUCAAUGUAUCGUGAUAUUGGUUUGAGGCCAUAUUGCACAGCCCUACUAUCCCUGAUGUCUUAAUGUUUACCUCCACUCUCCGUACGAGUCUCACUGUUGAGCAACAUUUCUCUGACUUCUAAAAUAUGUUCAGUCUCUUUUUUAAAUGUUUUUUAAGCUGGUGAAAAAGCUUGAAAAGACCCUAACAGUCCACUACUUGUGUGUUUGGUAGAUUAACUGCCAAGUGAAGUUAACAGUAAUGAAUUAGGCUCAGCAUAAGAAGAAGUAAACACACUUGAGAGCACACUACAACUCAAUACAAUAACUAACACAGUAAAAGUGUAAUGAACUUUAUUCUUCUGAUAUUCAUGUUGUGUCUUCUCUUUCAAAGGUAAGCCGCAUGGACUAUGCAGAGAUCAGCGUUGAUCCCAAAUUCCACAGACACCUGAUUGGAAAAGGAGGUGGAAACAGUAAGUAUAGGGUCAAAGUUCAAAUGCUAGUUCAUUUAAAGAAUUAAAGUGCAACACAAGGGGAAACGUUUGCUCUCUCUGAUCAUAUUUUUAUUUACUUUUUAGUCAACCGCAUUAAAGAGCUGCACAAGGUGACUGUCCGCAUCCCUCCUGACAAUGAGAAGAGCAACCUGAUCCGUAUCGAGGGGGAUCCCCAGGGUGUGCAGGAAGCCAAAAAGGAGCUGCUUGAGCUUGCGUCACGCAUGGUGAGUUUGACGUGGAGUUCCCAGGCUGGAUGCUGCAGAGUGGAACUCGGCGUGCGGUUAUUCAUUACUCUCUAUCUUGCAGGAGAAUGAGCGUACAAAGGACUUGAUCAUUGAACAGCGUUUUCACAGAGCCAUCAUUGGCCAAAAAGGGGAGAAGAUAAAAGAAGUGCGUGACAAAUUCCCAGAGGUCAGUCGGAAAUCGUCGCUCUUUGCUUGAAUAUGAUGGUGUUCGAUUGUUUGUUUGUUUGUUUGUUUGUUUGUGCCGAGCCUUGGUGCAAUCUAACAGCCCUUAUUUUAUUUUUUUCAGGUCAUUAUCAACUUCCCUGACCCAGCACAGAAAAGUGACAUUGUCCAACUUCGGGGUCCAAGAACUGAAGUGGAAAAAUGUGCAAAGUUUAUGCAGAAGAUUGUGGCUGAAAUGGUAAAUCAUGUGCGCUGCAGUUUCUCGACUGCUUUCCAUCCACACUUUUCCUGUCAAUCCAAAGUCUUAAAUUUUUGAAAAGGUUGUUUUUCUUGUCUUCUCUGUUCUUGAGCAUUAGAAUAAUGGAAAAAAAAAAACUGUCCACAAAGACCUCUUGACAAGCCUGUCUGACUAAUGAAUAUAAAUUCUGCUUUUUUUUUACCUUCUUCAGUGUUUUUGAGUGUUAAUUUUCUGUGCUUAUGUUGUGUCAGGUGGAGAACAGCUUCUCUGUCUCAGUCCCCAUCUUCAAGCAAUUCCACAGGAAUAUAAUUGGAAAAGGAGGCGCAAAUAUAAAGAAGGUACUGUAUAUUUCAAAGUGUAUUCAUGUGGUCUAAAGAAGUCUUCAGGCUGUCUUAAAUUGUUUGAAUAACUUUUUUCUUUUUUUGAUUGAUCCGUGCUCAGAUUCGGGAGGAAACAAACACAAAAAUUGACCUGCCUGCCGAGAACAGCAACUCUGAGAUGAUUGUCAUCACCGGGAAGAAGGCAAACUGCGAGGCUGCAAGAAAUCGCAUCUUGGCCAUUCAAAAGGAGCUGGUACGCACAUGCAUGCAAGUGUAUUAGUCUGUCCAAGCUGUGGCAGAUGGAUUUCAAUGUUGCUGAGUUAUUAUCUCUUUGUACAUAGGCAAACAUCGCCGAGUUGGAGGUCUCCAUCCCCUCCAAGCUGCACAACUCCCUGAUUGGGUCAAAGGGCCGUUUUGUGCGCUCUAUCAUGGAGGAGUGCGGUGGCGUGCACAUCCACUUCCCCACUGAGGGCUCAGGGAUUGAUAAGGUCACUAUCCGAGGUCCCAUAGAGGAGGUGGAGAAAGCCAAGCAGCAGCUGCUUGCCUUGGCAGAGGAGAAGGUUUGUCUAAAUGUCAUUAAUGAUAAUAAAACUGAACUUGUGCUGACCUCGCUAAACUGGCAGCUGUUUUGACAGGGACAUAGAGGGAGGGCCAAAAAAAAAAAAAGAGCUGCUUCUGCGGCGCAGUGGUGGUACAUUACCUCCUGCUGAGAGCUUCUUUCAGCUGUCAGAGUGAAACUACAAGCUGGUGUCUUGUGCGUGGCUGGUGAAAUUGGGGUUGAAAUUUGUUUUGGCCUCCCAGAAGAUUAAGUCAUGUUAAGCCAGUUAAAACUCAAAAUGAACUUCUUUUUAAAUUUAGUAGAGCAUGGAGGGAUAUUUCAUGUCUUUGAAGCUUUAAAGAGCAUCUUCUGUGCUAAACAUUGAACUGGCAGCUAGUUGGUGAAACUGUAGUUGUCUGGAAAUUAAUUUGUUAACGUUUUCUUCAGCAAACCAAGAGUCACACUGCCGAGCUGCGUGCUAAGCCAGAGUACCACAAGUUCCUGAUUGGGAAGGGUGGUGGAAAUAUCCGUAAGGUCCGUGACAGCACAGGGGCCAGGAUCAUCUUCCCCACUGCAGAGGACAAAGACCAGGAACUCAUCACUGUGAUCGGCACUGAGGAGGCAGUGCGUGAGGCCCAGAAGGAGCUGGAGGAACUCAUCAAGAGCUUGGUAAGGCUGUAAAUCAGUUUGAAUACUCCAGACCACAAUCAUGACCCCUUUUUUUCCUGCUAUCUUUUAGACUAUUGACUGUUUUUGGUUGCAGGACAAUGUGGUUGAGGACACUAUGAGUGUUGAUCCAAAGCACCAUCGCUACUUUGUGGCUCGCCGGGGUCAAGUCCUCCGGGACCUUGCUGAUGAGUAUGGUGGUGUGAUGGUGAGCUUCCCUCGCACAGGUACUCAGAGUGAAAAGGUCACCCUGAAAGGAGCCAAAGAGUGUGUGGAGGCAGCCAAAAAGCGCAUGCUGGAGAUUAUUGAUGAUCUGGUCAGUAGAUAUGUCAUUUUCCUUUUGCACCUUUUUUUUUUUUUUUAAUUUUUUAAAAUGCUCUUCCCACAUCUGUUUGAAAUCUAACCAGUGUUCCCUCUGUCUUUUUUUCCCUCUUCCAAUUAUGUUUUAUUUUUUUCCAGGAUGCUCAAGUGACCAUUGAGUGUGUGAUCCCUCAGAAGUUCCACCGUUCUAUUAUGGGUCCAAAGGGCUCAAGGAUCCAGCAGAUCACCAGAGAUCACAAUGUGCAGAUUAAGUUCCCAGAGCGAGAGGACACACAAGGUAAACUCACUCUUUAUUCUUCAAACCCCCCUGCAGGGCCUUAGGUGGUUUUGCUCUGCCUGAGGGCCCACUGGGAUCAGUUUUGAAGAGUAGCACAGCCUGGAACAGCUGGACUGCAAACAACAGGUUACUGUGUAUUGAUGUGGUUGUUUCUGGCUCGCUUGGGUUUUCUUGUGUGACUUGUACUUUUACCCCUGGUGAGCAAGUAACACGAUUAUAACGGUUGGAUUUUUGCACUUUCACUCAUUAAGUAAGAUUAUGUUCCACUUUGUUGUGCUGUUACCUGCAGACAAAGUAAGCAGCUAAAAGUCCCUUUGUGGUUGACAUGGAUUAUGAAUAUGCCAGGAGGUUAUUUUGUGUCUAUAAUGACUCGAUCAUCAAAGAGCAUUUUUUAUCUACAAGAUUUGAUACGCAGUCAAAAUUUGGCAUGUUGAAUUUUUUUUUUUUUUGUACUUAAUUGGACAGUAUGCACCACUCCUGUGCUUGAUGUCCUGUCUAGGGAAUUUUUUGUUGUGCAGCUUGAUGCACUUUAGGUGUGGGCCAGUUAAAGAGACUUAGACUCAUCAGAGUGGGGAAAAACAGCAUUGACUAGAACAAGCAUGUAUCCGAUCUGAAGUUGUGGCUCUAGAAGAAUGAGCCGCACAUGAAUAGUCCCUGCAUCAUUAAGUUAAUCAUGUUUUUUUUUUUGGUUGUCUCUUUUAGCCGCCCCUCCAGCAGAGGCUCCCAUUCAGGAGAAUGGAGAGGCCAAUGGAGAAGCAAAGGAACCUGUAGAUCCAAAUGCACCUAAAAAGUGUGACGUAAUCGUGAUUUCUGGACGUAAAGAGCGCUGUGACGCUGCUGUGGAGGCAUUGAAGGUUGGUGUGUUUCACACAUGUUCAGAGAGGGAACUUUUAAAUUAAGCUUUUUCUAUCUUGAAUUAUUAACAUUUUGUACUUCCAUCAUUCUUUUUACUCAACGGAUGUGUCCACAUGACUGUUUUUAUUUGAAGUCCCUUUUUAAAUGGAGGUGUCAACUGAAGUCACACAAAACAGUCUGGCUAUGCAGGAGAGAAUUCCCCUGAACUUGUCUGGUUCCUUUCAGGCCUUGGUCCCUGUAACUAUUGAGGUGGAAGUGCCUUUUGAGCUUCAUCGCUACAUCAUUGGCCAGAAAGGAAGUGGAAUUCGCAAGAUGAUGGAUGAAUUUGAGGUGUGUGUCAUACAGAUAAAGGGAUACACAGCAUUUUUUAUUCUGCUGGAGACUACAUGUGAUAUGAUGGUUUCUCCUCCAGGUCAAUAUUCAAGUGCCUGCUCCUGACCAGCAGUCCGAUAAAAUUGCCAUCACCGGCUUGGCUAACCACCUUGACCGCGCCAAAGAGGGCCUCUUGGAUCGCGUCAAGGAGCUGCAGGCUGAGCAGGAGGAUCGGGUUAGUAUCAUGAUGACAUAAACAUAUUCAAAAUGUGAGCUUUGAAGCUCUCAUCUUCGAGAUCCUUUUACUGACUGCAACCUUUAUGACAACCUUGAAUUAGUUUAUUGAAGGUGACCGCCAGUUUUAGAUAAAUUAGAAAAGAAACAGGUAUAUAAUUCUGUAAACCCUGAAAUAUGAGUAUUGUUCACAUCUUCCCCACUACAGCAACUAAGGAGCUUUAAGCUGACCAUCACUGUGGACCCCAAGUAUCAUCCCAAAAUCAUCGGCCGCAAGGGUGCCAUUAUUACAAACAUCCGUACUGAGCAUGAUGUGAACAUCCAAUUCCCGGAGAAGAACGAUGAAAACCAGGUAUGGAGAUUUUUUUAACAAAAUGAAAAUCCAUCGUAAAAAAAUGAUUUCCUCCAUAGCACAACAGUUGGUGCUAAAUUAGCACCUCUUAUGAUACUGCAUGUGAAAUCUAACAGGAAGUAAUGGCUUUCAUUACAUGAAGUAUUUACUUUCAUAGAGAUUUUGUCAGCAUGCAGAGUUUUUUUUUUCCCAAAGUAAUUUGUUUUCCUUUGUUCUGUGUCCACAGGAUCAGAUUACUAUUACAGGGUAUGAGCACAAAGCCAUAGCAGCACGAGACGCCAUCCAGGCUAUCGUGGAUGAGCUGGAAGAGAUGAUCUCUGAGGACAUCACCCUGGACAGCAGGGUCCAUGCUCGCAUCAUCGGAGCCCGAGGCAAGGGCAUUCGCAAGAUCAUGGAUGAGUUUAAGGUGAGGCUACCGAGAGGACGGGAUGUGAAAUAACAUAAGGGCACACCAGAGGGAGCAUGUAUUGAACAUGCAUUUUCAUAUCUGAUAAAAACCCAGACUUACAGCCUCUUUGAAUCACUCCUCCACAUUGCAAAAUAAAAAAUAUUUUUGAUAAUAUAGGCAAGGCUUUAACCAAAAAUAAAUAAGUUUAUAUAGCUAGUUAAUAGAACAGAAUAAUUAAUAUCUAGAUCCGAUUUUGCAAUAUCACAAACUUGAACAUAAAACUUGGCCUGAAUGUCUUCAGCAAAUAUUUCAUAAAAACUGAAAUGUCAUAACAGCUGAUUAUCAUAGUUAUCAACCAUUUUGUUGUAACCUAUAUUUCUACCCAGUUCAAACUGAGCUUGAUAUCGUUUCGAUCAUCCAUCAUUAGACUGCCUGCUUGACACAUUUGUCGAUGAAAUUUUAGCCUUCAAGCCUUCAUUCAAGUUGAUCCUUGAGUUACUGGAUCAUUAGAGUAUGAACGGUGUCAAAUUGUUAGGCUAACACUAAUAUAGCAGUUGCAGUUCUUUCAGUCCCUUAUUGUGAAGUGACUUCUACAGAUCCCCGCUGUUGUCCAUGUGUCCAGUGUCCAGUUUUUGUUUCUAAUGCUGUUGUAGGACAUAUGUUGUAGUUGAUUUCAACGAUAGGUUGUGAUGUGUUUAAGUCCAUCUUCUUGGCCCAGACUCUGGAGCAGUGAGCAGACACAACUGUCAUCCUUCAUCAUCACUGGCUCUUUGAUGUCUCCUUGGUGUGUCUGGGCUUUAGAUGGUUCCCUGCUGGGGCUGGUCUUGGGGACAUUGAUUGUAAUCCCAUCCGAUCGGUAGUUGCAACAGCCAAACAUGAAAAGGCUUUGCAGCAGACUUUUUUAGAUGUUUGAAGGAAAUACAGUCAGACCUAGUGUUUGUUUCCGAACCUCAGAUUGUGUCCUUAAUGGGGAUACGUGAGAGGACAAAAUAGAUGCAUUGUUAGGAAAACAAAUGUCUAUUCUGACACCACUUGGAGUUAAUUUUCAGGAUCAUGCUCUCUCUCUUAUCACUGUGGUAUCCUUUUUUUUGUUAAAGGUUGAUCUCAGGUUUCCCCAGAGCGGAGCUGCAGACCCAAACCUUGUGACAGUCACAGGUCGCCCUGAGCUUGUGGAUGAAGCCAUCGACCACCUGCUUAACCUGGAGGAGGAAUUUGUAAGACUUCAUGACAUGACAUGUGGUUUUUAUUAGAAUUUAAGUGUUUAGAUGCCUGUGAUGUUAACCUGAACUUCCUGAACUCACCAGAUGGCAGAUGUUGUGGAGAACGAGGCAAAGAUGGCCUACAUGAGGCCUUCUGGGGGCAGCGCUGCUUCCAUGGAUGAACAACGUGGACCAUCCAAAGGCUUUGUUGUCAGGGAAGCUCCCUGGGCCACUGGCAAUGAGAAGGUGCAAUAUUUCCCAUGAGCCUGACACUGUUUGAAAUGAGAAUUGGUCACACCUUCCUUUCUUAAUCCUUUUUUUUCUCUACUCAAGGCCCCUGAUAUGAGCAGCUCUGAAGAUUUCCCAAGCUUUGGAGCCCCAGUGGCAACCAAGUCCUCCCCCUGGGGACCCAAGCGCUUCUAAGCCGUGCUGCUACCGACGGGCUUGAACUGAAUCAGACACAAUCUUCCCUCUCAUUGUCCCUGCUCCUGACCUGGACUGACCGCUGACCCCAAAAGUCUUCAGUUCUGAGAUUGUCAUCCUUCUCUGUGUACUAAACCCGGUCUGUCCUUGCAGAUUCAUCAGUCUAAAAGUGCUUUCAGAUACUGUAAUCGACUUGUGAGCUUUGUAUCUGCAUCAAAUGAAACUGUCCUACACUUAAAAAAAGAAAAAAAGACAAUGUGACAGAUGUUGCGGUUAAGUCUUCAGUCUGUAAAAGACUGACAUUUACGUGUUGAUUAGACCUGACAUUUCAUCGUGGUUCGAACUGUUAUACCAAAUUCAAAGGUGGCCAGACAUCUGUUUUUUUUUGAGCUGCCCUUAUCUUAGUUGCCUUUGCAGGGUGGGGGAACGGGGUCAAAUCACUGCUGGUGACAUGUCCAAACAUGAAGCCUGACCAUCCAGAGGCCAGCUGUUUCAGUAACCCACCCCCUCCUGCUUUUACUCAUGUAGCUGGGUGAAAAUUGUCAGUCUCUAGCCCUCAGGCACUCUGUAGUGGUUGUCCUCUGUCGCAUCUUUCCAUUCGCUUAGCUCUGCUUUUGUGGAUAUGGUCAAGUAGUGGCACGUACCUUGUAGCCUUAUGAAUUGGUAUACUUAACUAAGGGGUGGGGUGGGAAGGUGGGGUGGGAAGGUGGGGUGGGGUGGGGGGUGGGUAGCAGUUUCAGCCACUGCAGAAUGGCAACCUAUUCAAACUGCCAGAUGCUUGGAGAUCAUUUUGAAACUAAACGUCUUACAACACUAGGCCUAGAGCUCCAAUGCAUCCAACCUCACACUAACUGUCGAACGAACUCUUUUGACAUUCAAAAGUAAAAUCACUAUGAAAAAUGACUGUGUUUGUGAGCAAAACAGCAGACCAUCUCGUGCCAACUAUCUGUCUAGUGAUGUCCUGUGUCUCUCAUCCUUUGUAUUGGGUCAGUGUCCAGUCCUUUUGUCUUCCAGUUGCUAUGCAGAUUGUUCUGUUGAAUAGCAAUGGCCCUUUUUAUCAGCCUUACAGCUAGAAAGAUACAAACCAGGUAGAGAUGAUGUCUAGGUGCAUUUUUAUGGACAGCUGGAAGGUAUGUGAAAUGUACUUAAAAUCUCUGGGAACAUGACUGCCCCCCAGUUAUUCAUUUCAUUUGCAAGAGGAGUGCAGAUUUGGCUCAAUAGCUGCUAAUUCAACAUCUAGCAUCAGCCUACCUUGGUUUAUAUCCUCCUAGUAUUGAAUGAAAGAAUAUGCAAAUACCAUUGUUGAAGUGAACGGUUAUGGAUGACACUGGAAAAGAAAUUGUCCAAAAAGUCAAUAAAAAUUGAAAAUCUGAU
Molecule: messenger RNA, 21250 nt
Organism: Xyrichtys novacula (pearly razorfish)
Lineage: Eukaryota; Metazoa; Chordata; Actinopteri; Labriformes; Labridae
Source: the annotation of a GenBank genome assembly